Molecule: messenger RNA, 2197 nt
Organism: Patella vulgata (common limpet)
Lineage: Eukaryota; Metazoa; Mollusca; Gastropoda; Patellidae
Product: innexin unc-9
Exons: 5
Coding region: 231-1652 (473 amino acids)
Source: RefSeq, a predicted model, not a curated record
UGAAUUGAUUCACCUCGAACCACAUCGUAUGUUUUUUUCUUAAAAAGUUAUAAUAUGCGUUAUAGAUAACGCGUGGAACCCAAUCUGUUAUGACGUGAUUCUUUAAGGAUAUACGGCGUUUGUCGAGAUUCUUGUAGGUCUAAUAUAUAAUAAUUUAAAAACAGAAUGACGUCAUGAAAUAAACACCCACAAACCUAAAGCAGCAACAAGAAUCCUAAACAGAAAUAAAAAUGUCGAUCGAAGCAGCAGUCAUAGCUUUAGCUCAGUUCGAUUUUGGGGGCAAAAUACGUGAUGACGAUUAUAUUGACGUCAUGAAUCACCUGGUUACACCUGGACUUCUGCUAUUGGCGGCCACAGCGACGUAUCUGAAACAGCUGCUGGGAGAUCCGAUUCAUUGCUGGGUACCUGCCGAGUAUAAAGACAGAGACAAUUUUUUGAAUUAUAUCGAGGGUUACUGUUGGAUCACCCCGAUGUAUAAUGUGCCUAUGGAGAGAGAGAUACCACAACUAGAGGAGGAGAGAAAUGACUAUACUAUGGGUUUUUAUAGAUGGGUUUCCGUCUGUUUACUCCUGCAAGCCCUCUCCUUUAAACUACCUCACGUUCUUUGGAAAACAUGGAAAGGGUUUUCAGGUAUGGAUCCGGAUAGAAUUAUCAAAAUGGCGGCCGACGGAGACAUGGAAGAACAGGAAGAAGAUGAAGAUGGCGGAAGGAAUAAAGAAAUGAGGGAAGGUGAUGCAGAUGGCGCUAAUAAUGAGCGGAAAGCUAAGGAGAAGGAGAAAAAGAAAACGGGAAAUAAAAAGAUUGGACCCCUGGCGGCUUUUAUUGACCGGCGUUUGAUAACCACCUUCCGUAGAAAAAAACGCGGAGGAAUUUGUGCCAAGCUCAACAUCUUCAGUAAAUCGUCGGGGUAUUUUCUAACCGUAUUCUUCUUAAUAGUUAAACUUCUGUACGCUGUGGUUAUCGUGGCGCAGUUCCUCGUCCUUUCCAAAUUCUUAAACAUUAACUUCUUUCAAUAUGGCGUUACGGCGGCCAUUAAGCAGACGGACUGGACCAGGUGGGAAGAUGAUGAGGUGUUUCCACGUAUCGCUUUGUGUGAUUUUCACAUCCGACAACUACAGAACAUUCAAACGUUCACUGUCCAGUGCGUGCUGUCUGUAAAUAUGUUCAUUGAGAAGAUAUUCAUGAUUCAGUGGGCGUGGUUCUUGUUUAUGUUGCUGUUGACGGCUGUUGGAAUAUUCAGGUCGUUCGUUGAUAAACUCUCUCGCUAUCGACGCAUCCUUUUUAUAAAGAAGCAUUUAACAAUCGGACAAGAUGUUGCUGAGUUCUGGCCUCCACCGAGGGCCUUCACUCCAUCCACGUCUCUUGAUAAAAACCGAUCCCCCAGGGAUAUUUUCAGGAAUCUAUCUGAUAAACAGAGGAGUCACGUGACGCGAUUGAUCGGGAACGAAUCCUUCCAGAGAAAGUUCGUCCGCGAAUAUCUACAAGCAGACGGUGUAUUUAUAUUAAAGUGUAUCCAUAACAACACGAGCAACAUGGUGCUUAUGGAUAUUCUGUUCCGGUUAGUCGAACAUUACAUGGUGGAACAAGAACUUGUUCGCGAGCAAGAUGGCGACGGUGAUGACUAUUUAAGGCUUGGAAGCGCGACCUUGUAGCAAAGUUACAACACGUAACAUUUGUGUUUUGAAGCGGUAUGAAAUGAGAAGGAAGUUUAAAUGGGUUAAAGACAUAUUUCCUCUGGUAAUGAAGGGGACGAGGGCAUAGAUUUACCAAAAAAAUGGGGUGCCAUAGAUUUACCGAAAACAGCUUCAAUGAUCCAAAAAAAGACCUUUAUUGUGUUUAAAACUGCAGUUUUUCAUAUUUUUGGUGUUUAUUUUUUUAUGUAGGAAUCUUUUGUGGUUAUAAAGAUUCAGACCAUCGGAAUCAUCAAUCUUUACACCAUGAAAUGUCAUGGAUUUAAUAUUGAGAGAAUAUUUAAUCUGACUUCAUAAUCACUAGGAUGAUAAUAAGAGUUGUCUUUCUUACUUUUAUCUCCCAUUUACUACCGUGUUUAUUUAUUAGACCUAUUACAAAAGAGUAAAGUUCAUGGCAAUAUUAAUCAUUUAUAGACCCUAAAGUUUACUAAAUGUCAUUGUGCUUAAUAACGAUAAGAGAAUCUUUAUCGAAACGUCGUGUUUGUGUAAUAAACCAGUGAUUGUUG